Molecule: messenger RNA, 1416 nt
Organism: Aspergillus aculeatus ATCC 16872
Lineage: Eukaryota; Fungi; Ascomycota; Eurotiomycetes; Eurotiales; Aspergillaceae
Product: cobalamin-independent methionine synthase II family protein
Exons: 3
Coding region: 1-1209 (402 amino acids)
Molecular function (GO): zinc ion binding; 5-methyltetrahydropteroyltriglutamate-homocysteine S-methyltransferase activity
Source: RefSeq, a predicted model, not a curated record
AUGGCCCCUCAACUGCACCGCAACCCCCCUUUCCGUGCUGAGCACCUGGGCUCUCUGCUUCGGACCGAUGAUCUUCUAAAGACCAAGAUUGCUUUCGAGAAGGGCGAGGUCUCCAAGGCUGAGUUGGAUGUCAUUGAGAACAAGGAUAUCAAGGAGGUUGUUGACACACAGAAGAAGCUCGGCUAUGCCGCCAUUUCUGAUGGAGAGUAUCGCAGACACAUGUUCUGGGGUACUUUCUUCCCUGGCUUGGACGGAUUCGACGAGGUGACCGAUUUUGACGCCGACAUCUUCCGCCCGUAUGCGCCUGAUGUCGCUGCCUUCCUCGAGGCCGGCCACAAGCCUGGUGAGACCGUCCUGUGCACCGGCAAGAUCAAGCACGUUGGCAGCACGUAUGUCGAUGAGUUCAAGUACCUGGCCAGCGUGGUUCCCGCCGAUGAAGUCAAGAACCUGAAGAUCACUCUUGCCGCUCCUAACUGGUAUCACUUGCGUUACAAGGAGGGCAAGGCCUACCCCAAGGAUGUCUACAGCUCCGACGAGGAGUACUUCGGCGACAUCGCCAAGGCCGUCCAGGCUGAGCUGCAGAUCCUCUAUGACGCUGGCUGCAGGAACGUUCAGUUCGAUGACCCCAACCUUGCUUACUUCUGCUCCGAGAAGAUGCUUGCCGGGUGGAAGGAAGAUCUCCUGAACGUACGCUCCGCCGAUGAGACCUUCGAGCAGUACAUCAAGCUGUACAACGACUGCGUCGCCAAGCGUCCCGCUGACAUGCACAUCGGUGUUCACCUUUGCCGUGGUAACUUCGUCGGCAGCCGUCACUUCUCCGAGGGUGGCUAUGACCGCAUCGCCACUAAGCUCUUCAAGGAGCUCAACGUUGAUACCUACUACCUCGAGUACGACACCCCCCGCGCCGGUGGCUUCGAGCCCUUGAAGGAGCUCCCCACCCACAAGAACGUUAUCCUUGGUGUGGUGACCAGCAAGUUCGCCCAGCUUGAAGACAAGGAGGAGAUGAAGAAGCGCGUGUACGAUGCCGCCAAUUUCAUCGCCGAGGGCAACAACAUCUCCUUGGAGCAGGCGCUCAACCAGGUCGGCGUCAGCCCUCAGUGCGGCUUCGCCAGCCACAGAGAGGGCAACGCCAUCGACCGUGACGGCAUGAUCGCCAAACUCAAGCUUGUCCGUGAGAUCGCCGACGACAUCUGGCCCGGUCAGCUGUAAAUCAAAUGGCCAAAACUUUCGGUAAAGCUACUGCCACAAAGGAGGUCUGCCCCUUCCAAGGCCAGACUCCAACUCUCCUGUCGAUUUCAACAAUGAACGUGGAGUGAUGAGACGAACGUGACGACAACUUUUGUGUGUUUAGGAUACCACUUAUUUAACAUAUGGUUUUAAAAAUGUACAGUGUUAGUGCAAAUAUGAUUGAGCUAU